AUGAAUGCCACCUCCAGCGCUGGGCUCGUCGCCACAGCCAUCUUGCUGUGCUGCGCCUCCACUCCGCUGCCGGCUACGGCGGCCAGGCCACGACACGGCGAUGUUCAGUCCCGGCAGAAGCGCUACCUGGUGUUUCCUCCGUACACACAUUUCAUCGAGCUGAUCCUAGGUUUCGGCCUGCCGAUCACGGUGGGUCAGCAGAGCCUGACCCUGGGCCCGUCGCUGAAGUACAUCUACCAGCUGCCCUACAACGGCACGCAGUUCACCCAGCCAUACGUGACCUCCGCCAAGAGGGAGGUCAGCUCCCUGACGUCCCGGUGGCUCUGGUACUCGGCGCUGGAGCAGGCCCUGGACAGGUGGGAGCCGCCGAUUGUCGUGGCCCUGCGAGAAGCAGGUCCCAACUGGUUUGGCCUCGAUGGACGGGCGUGUCUUCUCAGGAUGAUUUGUGAGUCGGCUGAAGCACCUGUCAUGCCUGAAGAUAUCAUGGCGGAACUCAUGCACAUAUUCCUCACGCCAUCCACGUCGGACGAGGCCGCCGACAGCUCGGGCAGGGAGUUCCGCUCGGCCGAGGCGGCGGGCUCGCUGGGGCCGCGGCGGUGCGGGCAGCUGUACCGCGAGUGCGGCGUUAGCCUGCUGGGCCUCGUGACGCAGCUGGAGCUGCCCUGGCUCGCCGCGGGCUGA
Molecule: messenger RNA, 681 nt
Organism: Bacillus rossius redtenbacheri
Lineage: Eukaryota; Metazoa; Arthropoda; Insecta; Phasmatodea; Bacillidae
Exons: 4
Coding region: 1-681 (226 amino acids)
Source: RefSeq, a predicted model, not a curated record